GGCUUCAGAUAUUCAGCAUUCACCCGCCUCGCUUGCAAAGUUCCCGAACAUGGAGGCCCUUGCAGCGGUCCCGGCCCCCGUGAGCGCGGUCAGCGCGGAGAUGAAGCGGCUGGAAAAGGAGGACCCGCUGCUGAAGAGCAACCCCAGGCGCUGGGUGCUGCUGCCGAUCCAGUACAGCGCGGUCUUUGAGAUGUACAAGAAGCACGAGGCCUCCUUCUGGACCGCAGAAGAAAUCGAUCUGGCCAGCGACACCAAGGACUGGGAGGCCCUCACUGAGAAGGAGCGCCACUUCGUGUCCCACGUGCUCGCCUUCUUCGCCGCGAGCGACGGCAUCGUGCUGGAGAAUCUCAGCACGAACUUCGCCUCCGAGGUGCAGAUUCCGGAGGCCCGGGCCUUCUACGGGUUCCAGAUGGCCAUGGAGAACAUCCACUCGGAGACCUACUCGCUUCUCAUCGAGCAGUACAUCAAGGAUCCGGUGGAGAAGGACAAGGUCUUCAAUGCCAUCGCCACCAUGCCGGCGGUGCAGGAGAAGGCCAAGUGGGCGGUGCAGUGGAUGAGCACGGAGUGCAGCUUCGCCGAGCGCAUCGUGGCCUUCGCCGCCGUGGAGGGGGUUCUCUUCAGCGGCUCCUUCUGCGCCAUCUACUGGCUGAAGAAGCGGGGCCUGAUGCCCGGGCUGUGCUUCUCCAACGAGCUCAUCUCCCGCGACGAGGGGCUGCACGCGGACUUCGCCUGCCUCUUGUACAACAUGCUGCAGAACAAGCUGCCGGAGGAGGUGGUGCACGACAUCAUCCGGGGGGCCGUGGACACGGAGCGGAAGUUCAUCUGCGAGGCGUUGCCUUGCGACUUGAUCGGCAUGAACGCCGAUCUCAUGGCCACCUACAUCGAGUUCGUGGCCGAUCGGCUGCUGUGCGCGCUGGGGCACUCCAAGCUCUUCAACGCGAGCAACCCCUUCGACUGGAUGGAGCUCAUCUCUUUGCAGGGGAAGACCAACUUCUUCGAGAAGAGGGUAGGGGAAUAUCAGAAAGCAGGUGUCAUGGGUGGGGGGGAGCAGGAGCAGCGUUUCUCCCUGGAUGCUGACUUCUAAUGCCCAUGUCGGCACGCGAAUUUGGCGCACGACUGGGGCAGUCGGCCAUGUUUGCACGGGGAUUGGGGUUCAUUGACGGCAAUGACACCGAGCAUGAAUUUUCGUCCGCCAACUCAGCGGCUUGUACUUCAAGUCUCGCUUGGUGGCACAGGUGGUGUGCCAUGUGUGCCACCGGUAUAGCUGUGCGGCAUAGUGCGCUGAUGGUUUCAGCUCCAGGAUGCACUCACUGCAAAAUUGCAGUGACGGAUUUGCCGCCGAAAUGGACGAC
Molecule: messenger RNA, 1352 nt
Organism: Effrenium voratum
Lineage: Eukaryota; Dinophyceae; Suessiales; Symbiodiniaceae
Source: the annotation of a GenBank genome assembly